Haliotis rufescens (red abalone) is the source of this 4848-nucleotide messenger RNA. Its product is annotated as phosphorylase b kinase regulatory subunit beta-like. Gene Ontology annotation, molecular function: calmodulin binding. Bases 176 to 3421 code for a protein of 1081 amino acids. Gene Ontology annotation, biological process: glycogen metabolic process. NCBI's taxonomy places the organism in Eukaryota, Metazoa, Mollusca, Gastropoda, Lepetellida, Haliotidae. The record is from RefSeq and is a predicted model, not a curated record. Gene Ontology annotation, cellular component: phosphorylase kinase complex. The transcript is spliced from 25 exons.
UGUCAAAUUUGUGAUUAUGUCACAUUGACUUAGCUUGCGUGAGGACACAGUGGCCGUUGACAAACAUCCAAGCGACGGAAAGAUGCGCGACCUACAGCUAUAACAAUUUAACUUUUGACCCCCCAACUUGUUUACCUCAUUAUAAUAUUCAUAAGGACUGGACCUAUCAGCAGGCAUGAACAACGUGCGCUUGAACCUAAGGUUAGACAACCGCCUUGGCAUUAAGAGGGUCGCAAUGGAGGAAGCGGAGAAUAAUCACGACCAAAUGGUCAAAAAACUGGAUGACUAUUACACAAUGAUGAAGCGUCAGAUUCUGCAGUAUCAGAGUUGUCCCCUCGGUCUGUUCCCAACCAUUGGAUCCAAGGAUAACCAGUCUCGUGCUGCCAACGUCCGAGACAGCAUCUACUGCGCUGUCGCUGCAUGGUCACUAUCACAGGCUUACAGACGCAUUGAUGAUGACAAGGGCAAGACACAUGAACUGGGCCAGAUUGCUGUCAAGUGUAUGCGAGGCAUUCUCUUCUGCUGGAUACGUCAGGCAGACAAGGUAGAGAAGUUCAAAUCCAACCAGAACCCAGACUUUGCCCUACAUUCCAUAUUUGACAUCAUCACGGGUGAUCCAAUCUACGCUGAUGACGAUUAUGAACAUUUGCAGAUAGAUGCUGUGGCUCUGUACCUCAUCUUCCUGAUUCAGAUGGUCUCGUCAGGCUGCCAGCUAAUAUUCACAACGGAUGAGGUGAACUUUGUACAGAACCUGGUGUUCUACGUAGAGAGAGCGUACAGGACCCCGGACUACGGCAUGUGGGAGAGAGGCAGCAAAUACAACAACGGCUCCACGGAAAUACAUGCAAGCUCAAUUGGCAUGGCGAAGGCAGCACUUGAAGCUGUGAAUGGAAACAAUGUGUAUGGGGAACAGGGUGCAGCGUGGUCCGUCAUCUAUGUGGACAUCGACGCCCACAACAGAAACAGGACAAUCUUUGAGACUAUUCUUCCACGAGAAUCUAACUCGAAGAACACUGACGCCUCCCUCCUGCCUACCAUUUGUUGGCCGGCGUUCGCCAUACAUGAGGAACCCGUGAAGCGCCAGGCCGUCAACAAGGUGAUCCGCAAACUGAAGGGCAACUACGGCAUCAAGCGCUUCUUCCGGGACGGAUACAAGACAGAGUUGGAGGACAAGAACAGGAAGUACUACAGGCCGGCUGAAAUAAAAAAUUUUGAUGGCAUUGAGAGUGAAUGGCCAAUCUUUUACCUGUUCAUCAUGAUUGACUGUAUCUUCCACGGAGACAAGGAGGGGGCGGAGAAGUACCAGAAGCUGCUGAAGCCGCUGCUAGUGGAGAGUCCUGAUGGGCUGCUGAUCCCACAGUACUACUACGUCCCAGCAGACAAGAUUGAGCUUGAGAAGAGCAAACCCGGAAGUCAGAAGAGGUUGGCCAGCCCGGUGGGGUCAACUGACGGCAUCUUUAUGUGGGGACAGGCUGUCUACCUCAUCUCACAGCUACUCAGUGAUGGCCUGUUGAAUGUCAAUGAGUUGGAUCCAGUCAGGAGAUACCUGCCAGCUCUAGAAAGGCCGAAGUUUAGUGCAAGGUACUCCAAAUUUCAGGGGACGCCACCAGACCUGAUUAUCCAGAUUGUUCUGAUCGCGGAGAGCACCCGGCUGCAGCAGUUGCUAGCCACGUACGGCAUCCAGACGCAGACGCCGCAUCAGAUAGAGCCCAUCCAAAUCUGGUCCCCAAAAGAACUGACCAAAGCCUACGAGUACCUGGGCGUCAAUAAGAAGCUGGGCCUGACAGGCAGGCCAUCGCGGCCGUUCGGUGUUCUCAGCACAUCCAAGAUUUACCGAGCUUGUAGCAAGACCAUCCUCUGCUACCCACUCUUGUUCGAGCUGUCCGACUUCUACCUGGCUCAAGACAUCUCUCUGGUCAUGGAUGACUGCAAGAAUGAUCUUGCCUUCUUGUCGAAGCGGUGGAAGUUGUCCGGCCGACCCACAUGGUGUAUGGUCAUCAGGGAGAACUCAAUCAGUAAGCUGCAAAGAGGCCAUAACUUUGGAGAGUUUCUAGACCUGCUGUCUCAGUUCAAGAAGGGAAGUGUGGACGGCAUCCGUGUCAGUCUUGGCCGACUGCAGUCGUUCAUCUCGUCGGCUUGUAUUGAGCACCUCGACUUCCUCCAUACGCUCAUCGACCCAGGGAUAUUCACCAAGUUUGAGGAGAAGGCUGUGGGCUCUAACUUCAAGAGUCUGACCGACAUUCCAAGCCUCAUAGACAUUGUGGAAGACGGCCAUGUCAAUAAGAAGGACCUGCUGCCCCGUUCGACCUAUGACCUGAGCCAGAUGCUGAGGUCAGUGAGUGGGUUGACGAUCCAGAGCCAGAUCCUGGAGAUACUGUAUGAGCGCGAGGGUCCGCUGUACCGCACGGAGGGUCAGACCGUGGAAGAGAGGCUGGAGAGACUGGUGCAGAAGGCGGGGGCUCAUAAACACUGGUCAGUGGUCCGCCUCUGCUCCGCCCUCCUGGGCAAACUGGUGGACAGUCUGGCGCCGUCGGUCACCUCCGUGCUGGUCAGAGGGAAACAGAUCACAGUGGGCGUGUUUGGCCAUGAGGAGGAGGUGUUGGACAAACCGGUUGGCCCGAAUGAGAUCAAGACAAUCAUCUACGGCAAGUGCCUGCCCUACGACAUCCGCCAGGCAGUGCUGCAGCAGGAGCUCAUCCUGUGUCUGGGGAAGAUCAUCGCCACAUCCUCCGAGUUGUUUGACGGUAUCCUCAAGAUCCGGAUUGGGUGGUUUGUGCGAGCCAUCGAGGUAGAGAUGGAGCAAGAACAAGGCAGCGCGUUCGACAUCCAUGCCAUCUCCCCGCAUCAUGUGAAGGAGAUGAUGCUCACUGUCCUCACCCGCAACACCUACGAGGCCGACAUCAGAACGCCAUUCCAGAAACGACAGUUAGAUGGAGCGUUGAACCGUGUGCCCAAAGACUUCUACGACCGAGUGUGGGAGAUUCUGGAGCGAACACCUGGAGGGAUCAAAGUGGCCGGGUAUCUGCUGCCACAGCAACCCACGCUGUCAGACAUGACGAUGUAUGAACUCAACUUCUCUCUGCUGGUGGAGCAGAUGCUGUCCAAGAUAGUGGACCCUUCCUACAGGCAGAUCAUGGUGGAGGCAUUCAUGGUGGUGUCCAUCAUCCUGGAGAGGAACCCGGAGCUCAUGUUUCAGCAGGCCGUCAACAUGGACAAGAUCAUCCAGGAGGCUUACGAUGAGUUUCAGCGGGACUUGAACAAGUCUGAAGGCCGUGAGAAGCAGGAUGACAUGCGCUGUUUUUUCAACACAGCACCCAACGUGAAGCACGGCACAACGGGGUACAUCGGCAAGACCGUGAUGAGGACCUUGCUGGACGGAGAUCUGCGAGUCACCAUGGACGACAUGUGCUGUGUGUCCUAGUCAGGCCUGUACGUGGACCUUCCUGUCCUGCACAAACCUGCCCCAGCCCCAGAGAACAGCAGCGGGGAGACAGACAUGUAGGGUGGUGCCCCUUCCACUCCCUCCUCCAACUUGCCCAAUGUGAUGCACAUGUUCAAGGACUGCAGAGGUUCAUAUGUUCCCAGAAUCCCCAUCAUGAACUGUUGUGUUUCACAUGUUUACAGAAUCUGCAGUUUCACAUGUUCAUUGACAGCAGAGGGUCAUAUGUUCACAUAAUCCUGUUCAUGAACUGGUGUGUUUCACAUUUUUAUGAAAUCCUCUGUCUGGCAUGGUGAGGGAUUGCUGAGGUGAAUAACACUAUUUUAGCAGACCCACACCCAGACAAGCAAGUUGUUCACCUCAACACCACAAAGAUUCUUCCACACCCUGAGGUGACUCAGGUUGCAGGAAGCACCACAUCUUCCAGACAUACAGCUGUAUAGGUGGACAAGAACCAUGAUACAUGAUCAUACGUGUUCUGAAUCCCACGGAAGCUGGCUGCAACUCCGGCCUGAUGCUAAGGCUGUUCUUGCUCUCUCAUUGCCAAGUGUUGGUCACAGAUAGGGAUCCAUUGGGCAUUCCAGUGGAGCAUGUGACCAGUAUGGAUGUUCUCUGUGUGUGUCUUCCUUGCUGGGGGAAGUCAUGCCUGUGAAAUAUGUAUGUGAUACUUGUGCAGCGAGUCUUCAGUUUGUUACCAAAAGCUGAGCGGUCAACAGCGCUGUUGAUAUGUCAGUGGUUACUGUUACCAGCAGAUGGACCUGUAAGUAGAAUAUGCAGUCUCCCGGAAACAAUGGGAUUAAAUAUGUUAUUGAUCCAUGGAAUAACAAAAUGACAAAUCUCUGUGUGUGAAUGAGUGUUUUAACGUGGAUUAUUUGAGAAUAUUUUCAUAUCCCUACUUGAAGUAUAUGAUCACCUCUCCCAGAAAGGGGCCCAGGUGGCCCAGGUGUCUAAGGCACCACAAUUGUGCAGGGUUGCAUCCCUUAGGCAUGCCAGAAACCUAUGAUCAUUGGUUCAAAUCCACGGUUUCGCCCUGAUUGUGUUUCUAGUUUUGUCAGCACCAUACUCAUUCUAGUGGGGUUCUCCAAAAUGACAGGUGAUGGUGGUUGGGUAAUCUCAUAUAAUUAAAUCUCAUGUAAUCUCACAUUAUUAAAUUUCAGAACAAAAAAUCACAACAUGCUUUGUAUACUCACAUUAAUGAAAUAGGCAAUCUUAUUCAAACCAGAUCUGUUAAUCUGAUACAAUACCACUCCGCAUGAAGAUCGGAGGGCACCUCCACAGCAGGUCACAUCAGGUCAACUUAUCUGCCAAUCAAUGAUUCUCAGUAUGAGUGAGAGAAGCAUUCACAAAAUCGUAUCUGAAUAGGAUCGGGGAGUUCCAAAUGCAGAACAAUAAAGAUGUGCUAUAGUGUU